AAUAAUUUAUUUUUCAGAACAUUAUUUUUCUAAACUUUAAAUAACUUAAAAAAAGGAUUUAAAAUAUCGAACAUUUCAAUAUGAAAGAACAGCAAACCAAAGACUUAUUGGCACCAAGACCAGUACAUCCUACUGCUAUACGGCACCAUGGUCUAUUUGGUUCAACUUUUGUAAAUCAACAUAUGGUUAUAGAUGAAAGAUGGUCAACGGGAGCUUUAAUCGAUGAAUUUCAUGGAAUGGCGAAUUUAUUAAGUAAACGUUUGCUCUUCAAGAGUUUGGAAAAUAAAGCCUAUCGCAAACAACUGCAUAAAUCCGCCCGUAACUUACGCACCCAAUGUCGUAAUGGACGCACCAAAUUGCAAAACAUUUUGUAUGGCAACAAUGUGGUGGCCAUACGCAAUUAUUUGAUCAAUCACAAGGACAUGCAACGUUUAUAUCAAAAAAUGCCCGUCAAUUUAGUGGUCGAUAAUAUUAAUCAGCGUACGUUUGUCAUGCGUAAGGAACGUGAUCGUUUAGAACAUCGUUUGCAGCAAUUGAAACAUGAUUACGAAGUAAAAUUAGUAGAAAGAGCGAAUAUCGAGAAUCGUAUUAAAUAUGAAAAUGAAUUUAUUUUGGAAGAGGAAAUCAAAUUGCGUGAAUUUCAAAAGAAAGUGGAAAAUUCCAAUAUACGUUUAAAGGCCAUUAAGACUAUAAAUGCUACAUAUCGUAAGGUCAUACAAGUUUUGAGGCAUGAUGGUAUAUUCUAUGAACCUAUCUUAAGAUCACUUUCCAAGGAUAUAGAUGAUCAGGCGAAUUUUAUAAAACAUAUUUUGUAUUUGGGCAUACCGGCGAUAGCUCAAUUCAAGAAAUUAAAUGAAGAGUAUAGGCUUUUGGAAGAAAAAUCCCGCAAGAGCGCCCAACAGAAAAUUCAAACUGUUGCGGGUUUCAAAAAAAUUGCACCGAAACAAGUUCAAGCAAAAACCUCGAAAGCCGCUGAUCUGGUGGUAAAUGUUAGCAAACGUUAUACUCGUGAAACGAAAAGUAUGUUGAAAUUAAAAAAUCAAUUGGAGGAUAUCGAAUCGGUGAUAAAACAAAUUAAAAUGGCAACCUUGUGCUCAAAGGCCAGAGAAAUUUUCCCGAGAUUCCAAUCACAAGUCGAAAGUAAUUUCAAAUUGAUUAAACAAAACGAUAUAGGACAAAUACAUCAUGAGUUCUUGACAUUCAAAGAGAAAUUGGCAGCGGAACAGGAGAGUGUACUACUGCAUAAUUAUUCGGAACAAGAAGAAAAACGUUUGUUGUACAUAAAAUCUUUGGAGGAAAAAAUCAAAGCUGAAGAUGUUAAGGAAGAAGAAACUUUGGCCCACAUAAAAACUCGAGCAGAUGUUUUUGUUAUAUUAAGAUAUACACUUUGGAAUUUAUCGGACAUCUUAAGAUAUGUAGAUCGACCACCUAAAGUUUAUAACAUUAAAUAUCCUAAUACAUAUUUAAAAUUGCCUUUGUUGAAAUUUGAAAUGUUGACCAUGAGAGCCUGUGCUCCCGAAUUAUUCGAGGAGGAUACUAAAUUAAUAUUAACUUUGGUGGAGAAAAAAACUUCGGACUUUAAUGAAGGCCUUUAGUGAACUGACUGCCCCCGCCAAACCUAAUGCACCGCCCUUACAAACUCUGGAGGAGUUAUGGGAAGAGUAUCAUGUGAAUUUCUUAACCAGUAAAGAAACUGAUGAACAGCAAGAAGAUAUGGAUCAGAAACCCCUAUUGCCGGAUGAUGACUUAUUCGAAGAUUCUAAAACUGUGCAUAAUGUACCAAAUCGUAAACAGAUCAAAUUACAAAGUGCCAAGAUUGUGGAAGAACUUUCGAAGAAGGAAGACUAAUUGAAAUUGGCUGCAAGUAAUUGAAUCAUUUUGUAUGAUUUUUAUAAAAAUAUAUUUUUAAGAUUUUUUAUACAGAAAUAUAUUUUUUAUAAAAUAA
Messenger RNA from Lucilia sericata (common green bottle fly), 1945 nucleotides. RefSeq lists its product as uncharacterized. The record is from RefSeq and is a predicted model, not a curated record. The transcript is spliced from 6 exons. Bases 81 to 1595 code for a protein of 504 amino acids. NCBI's taxonomy places the organism in Eukaryota, Metazoa, Arthropoda, Insecta, Diptera, Calliphoridae.